This is a messenger RNA of Kickxella alabastrina, 1394 nucleotides long. RefSeq names its product thiamine diphosphate-binding protein. NCBI's taxonomy places the organism in Eukaryota, Fungi, Kickxellomycota, Kickxellomycetes, Kickxellales, Kickxellaceae. Gene Ontology annotation, molecular function: catalytic activity. The transcript has a single exon. Bases 129 to 1334 code for a protein of 401 amino acids. Gene Ontology annotation, biological process: response to nutrient; branched-chain amino acid catabolic process. The record is from RefSeq and is a predicted model, not a curated record.
CGAGAACAAGGAAGGACUAGGCCAUUUUUUUGUAUUAUUGCUCCUUGCUCUUUACUUUUAAUAACGUACACAUAUAUCUUUUAUUUCCUAUUUCCUAUUUCUUAUUUCCUACUUCCAUUUUUAUAUUCAUGUUUAUCCAAAUGGUGACGCCACUCGCUUGCCAACACAGGGCAGCCGCUCGACAGAUCACUCGUCUGGCCAAACGACUGUACUCGUCAGCCGCCGAGAUCAACAGCUUUGAGCCAGUGCGAGGGAUGGACCUUGGCGUGGCCCACAGCAAGCUUCUCCUGCGCUCUGUGGCCUCCGUACAGGCGAGCAGCGAGCUCCAGUCGCUCGGAGUUGCCGACGGCGACACUAAGAAAAUGAACAUGUGCCAGGCGAUCAACGACGCAAUGCGUCAUGCGCUCUCGGCAGACAACACAUCGGUGGUUUUCGGCGAAGACGUGGCCUUUGGAGGCGUGUUCCGGUGCUCCGUCGGACUGGCUGAUGAGUUUGGCAGAGAGCGGAUAUUCAACACGCCGCUGACCGAGCAAGGAAUAGCCGGGUUUGCCAUCGGCAUGGCGGCAAUGGGCCACACAGCGAUAGCCGAAAUACAGUUUGCCGACUAUAUUUUCCCGGCCUUUGACCAGAUUGUCAACGAGGCUGCAAAGUACCGGUACCGCUCGGGCAACCAGUUCAAUGUGGGCGGGCUCACAAUCCGCACGCCCUGCUCGGCCGUCGGCCACGGCGCCCUCUACCACUCACAGAGUCCCGAGGCGUUCUUUGCCCAUGUUCCCGGGCUCAAAGUCAUAAUGCCUCGGUCACCGAUCCAGGCCAAGGGCCUGCUUCUGGCGGCCAUCCGCGACCCCAAUCCGACCAUUUUCUUCGAGCCCAAGAUCCUGUACCGAUCGGCUGUUGAGCAAGUGCCCGUCGACGACUACAUGCUGCCUCUGUCAAAGGCCGAGAUACUCAAGCCGGGCAAGGACGUCACUGUUGUCGGAUACGGCAGCCAAAUAUACGCACUGGAGAACGCCAUUCAGAUGAUCGAGCGCGACAUGCCCGGCGUCACCUGCGAGCUCAUCGAUCUGCGCACAAUACUGCCGUAUGAUGCCGAAACUGUCAUAAACUCGGUCAACAAAACCGGCCGCUUGGUGGUCGCACACGAGGCGCCACGCACACAGGGUUUUGCUGCGGAGCUGGCGGCCGAGAUCCAGGAGAGAUGCUUUUUGAGGCUCGAGAGCCCUGUCCAGCGUGUUUGUGGCUUGUUUGUACCACACCCGCUGGUUUUUGAGAGAUUCUACAUGCCCUGCGCUGUGCGCACGUACGAGGCUAUCAAGAACUCGCUUUCCUACUGAUAAACAUUUUUCAAUGUCCGUACAACAACAACAACAACAAAAUAUAAACAAAAUAAUGCU